Theobroma umbraticum is the source of this 4863-nucleotide messenger RNA. Its product is annotated as ABC transporter B family member 19-like. Lineage: Eukaryota; Viridiplantae; Streptophyta; Magnoliopsida; Malvales; Malvaceae. Gene Ontology annotation, biological process: oligopeptide export from mitochondrion. The record is from RefSeq and is a predicted model, not a curated record. Gene Ontology annotation, cellular component: mitochondrial inner membrane. Gene Ontology annotation, molecular function: ABC-type oligopeptide transporter activity; ATP hydrolysis activity; ATP binding.
AUGGCUGAUUCCUCUUUUGAAAUCGACUACUCCUCCUCCCUAAACUACCACCACCAACGCCAUAACACGCCUGCUUCACACUAUGCCUCUAGUUCUUUCACGCCACUCCACUCUCCACGAAUGUCCCGCACCACUCCACGGAGGCUCCAACACCGCACUCCUGCUACGCCUUUUGCCACAGAUGAUGACAUGUCAUGGCAAAGUGACGUUUCAUGGCAGUUUGAGCCUUCAGGUUGGCGUGACAACUGCAAUUUGGGGGCAGCCCUUAGUCCUUGGGCUGCCUCCAGCACUUCAUCAUCAAACAGUCAGGCAUUUCGACGAUGUUCGGCUAGUGAAUAUUAUCUUUCCCGCACCUCUGGAGGGUUUAGGAGCUUUGCAAAUUCGUACUAUGAGUUUUCUGGUCACGGAGCUGUGCCUUCCGGGAGGCUUGAACUUCAAAGCUAUGUUGCUAGAGAUAAUGACAGUUCAUCACAUCUCCAUUUGGGAGAUCAUAGUAAGUCUCAUCACAAGCUUUCAAGGCUGGCUACUAUUAAAGAAGGGAGUAGUAGAAAUGGUGCUAGUCCUUUGGCUGACGAGAAUGAGCUUAGCACCAUUGAUUAUGACACUCUCGAAGAUGUUGAGAGACAAAUAUGCCUAUUAGAGACUGAUCCUAACCGUCAUACAAAUGCCGGUUCACCUUGGUUUACAGUUUCACAGGCCUAUGUGGAUGAUGAGGACGAUGUUUCUCUUGGAGGGCAUCAUUAUGGUCAUGGACUAUCACCUCAGGGUAGAAAUGGCCAUGGUGGGAGGCACAAGGUGGACAAUGAUCUUGAUCUAGUAAUGCAGCAUGAGCUUCACGGUCAUGGGCAAUCAACUAGUCAUCAUGAUGGUGGUGAUCAUCGGUAUGAUGACCUUGGCCUGUCAUUGGAUUUCAGUGAAGAUGAUAAUGCAGAGCAUGGUUAUGGUCAUGGCUUAUCACGUCAUGGUGUUCACAGUGGCCUAAGUGGGCAUCAUCAAAUGAGGCACAAGUUGGAAGGUCUCGAUCAUAAGUUGAAUCAAGGGCACCAUGGUCAUGACACUUGGCAAUCAGCAAGACAUGAGUCUGAUGACUUUGUUCGGGCACCAGAUAUCAACGAAGAUGACAAUGAUGAGGAGGAAGAGGAUGCAGAACCACCAAGGCCAGUUGGAUUGUUAAAAUUGUUCAAGUAUUCAACAAAAUGGGAUAUAGUACUUGUGAUUUUGGGUUGUUUAGGAGCCCUAAUAAACGGGGGUUCACUUCCCUGGUAUUCUUACCUUUUUGGUGAUUUUGUUAAUAAGAUUGCUACAGAAUCAUCAAAAGGUGACAAAAUCCAGAUGAUGAAGGAUGUAGAGAAGAUAUGUAUACUUAUGUCUGGCUUGGCUGCAAUAGUGGUGGUUGGAGCAUACUUAGAAAUUACCUGCUGGAGGCUAGUUGGAGAACGAUCAGCUCAACGAAUUAGAACCAAGUACUUGAGAGCAGUUUUGAGACAGGACAUAAGCUUUUUUGACACAGAAGUCAGCACGGGUGACAUUAUGCACGGUAUUUCAAGUGAUGUUGCUCAAAUCCAGGAAGUGAUGGGAGAGAAGAUGGCACAUUUCAUUCACCAUGUAUUCACCUUUAUAAGCGGAUAUACAGUUGGGUUUUUGCAGUCAUGGAAAGUGUCGUUAGUAGUUUUUUCUGUUACCCCACUAAUGAUGUUCUGUGGUAUUGCUUAUAAGGCUGUUUAUGGUGGUCUCACGGCCAAGGAAGAGGCUUCUUAUAGGAGAGCUGGUACCAUUGCAGAGCAAGCAAUAACUUCAAUUAGAACUGUAUUUUCUUUUGUUGCUGAGGAUAAUUUGGCUGCAAGAUAUGCUAAAUUAUUGGCAAAGUCAGUUCCUCUUGGGGCAAAGAUUGGGUUUGCUAAGGGUGCAGGAAUGGGGGUCAUUUAUUUGGUCACAUAUUCAACAUGGGCAUUGGCUUUUUGGUAUGGUUCAAUCUUGGUUGCUAGAAAAGAGAUCUCUGGCGGUGCAGCAGUUGCUUGCUUCUUUGGUGUCAAUGUGGGGGGAAGGGGCUUGGCAUUAUCACUUACAUAUUUUGCUCAAUUUGCUCAAGGCACUGUAGCUGCAGGUCGGGUAUUUGAUAUUAUGGACAGGGUUCCGGAGAUAGAUCCUUAUGACCCUGAAGGAAGAACAUUGUCAAGUGUUCGAGGAAGGAUAGAGUUUAAAGGUGUCAAUUUUGCUUAUCCAUCUCGUCCUGAUAUUACAGUUCUCAGCUCUCUCAAUCUAGUUAUUCGAUCAUCAAAGACUCUUGCAUUGGUUGGAGCCAGUGGAGGAGGCAAGUCCACCAUCUUUGCUCUCAUUGAGAGGUUCUAUGAUCCUGACAAGGGAGCCAUCACCUUGGAUGGUCAUGAUUUAAGGACACUACAAGUGAAGUGGCUAAGAAGACAGAUUGGUAUGGUUGGGCAGGAGCCAGUUCUCUUUGCCACCACAAUAUUGGAAAAUGUAAUGAUGGGCAAGGAGAAUGCCACUAAGAAAGAAGCUGUUGCUGCUUGUGUUGCUGCCAAUGCCCACAGCUUCAUCUAUGACCUUCCACUAGGAUACGAUACUCAGGUUGGAGCUAAGGGAACUCAGUUAUCAGGUGGUCAAAAACAGCGAAUUGCUCUAGCUCGUGCGUUGAUUAAAGAUCCUAGAAUCCUACUCUUGGAUGAGCCUACUAGUGCCCUGGAUCCCGAAUCUGAGGCAGUUGUUCAACAAGCCAUUGACAAGAUUUCUAAGGGCAGAACAACAAUUGUCAUUGCUCAUAGGUUAGCAACAGUAAGAAAUGCCAACACAAUUGUUGUUCUUGAUCAAGGCUCAGUUAUUGAGACUGGUAAUCAUCGUCAGCUAAUGGAACGAUCAGGGGCCUAUUAUAAACUUGUCAAGCUUGCUUCUGAAGCACUUUCAAAUCCAACACUGAAUGAGAAAAAUACUCAAAAGGGCAUUGCGUUUUCCACAUAUGAGAAAUCAGCCUAUGAAGCAUCAAGAUCACCUUAUGCGUACGAAAUUUCGAGUUCAAAGUACAUAAAGUCCAUCCAAGAAGCUAACCAAGUAGAAGAGGAAAUACAACAAAGGCUACAGCCUGGAGAAUUUCAAAUUUCAGAGGUUUGGACUCUACAAAGACCAGAGCUCAUCACGCUUUUACUAGGUUUCCUGUUGGGUAUCCAUGCUGGCGCUAUUCUCUCCAUAUUUCCGUUUCUUUUAGGCCUAGCUCUUCAAGCUUACUUUGAUGACAGCACAUCAGAAUUGAAGAGAGAAGUUGCGAAACUCUCCUUAGCUCUCGUUGGCCUAGGCUUUGGGUGUAUAAUUGCCAUGACUGGACAACAAGGUUUCUGUGGUUGGGCUGGAACAAAGCUCACAAUAAGGGUGAGAGACCUCUUAUUUCGCUCGAUACUAAAACAAGAACCUGGUUGGUUUGAUUUUGAAGACAAUUCUACAGGAAUCCUUGUUUCAAGACUUUCUGUUGAUUGUCUCAGCUUUCGAGCAGUUCUCGGGGAUCGUUACUCAGUCUUGUUGAUGGGUGUCAGUUCAGCUGCUGUGGGACUGGGCGUCUCUUUUUGCUACGGAUGGAGAUUAACCCUCUUGGCUGCUGCUCUUACUCCUUUCACCCUUGGUGCAAGCUACUUGAAUUUGAUUAUAAAUGUCGGACCAAGGUUAGAUAACAGCUCUUAUGCCAAAGCUAGCAACAUUGCUUCUGGUGCAGUUUCAAAUAUAAGGACAGUGACAACAUUUUCUGCUCAAGAAGAGAUAGUUAAAUCCUUUGAUAAAGCUUUAUCGGAGCCUAGGAAACAAUCAGUGAAGAGGUCACAAAUUCUAGGCCUAACACUUGGUUUAUCUCAAGGUGCAAUGUACGUUGCUUAUACCUUGACGCUUUGGUUUGGUGCCUACCUUGUAAAACAAGGCAAGACAGAUUUUGGUGAUGUAUAUAUAAUCUUUCUCAUUCUUGUGCUAAGCUCAUUUUCAGUUGGACAACUAGCUGGGCUUGCACCUGAUACUACCAUGGCUCCGACAGCAAUUCCUGCUGUUUUUGAUAUCAUUAAUCGUAGGCCAUUGAUUGGUAACUUUCGAGACAAAGGUAGAAAAAUUGAACGCUCCAAGCCAUUGGAUAUCGAAUUGAAAAUGGUCACAUUUGCUUAUCCAUCUAGGCCUGAAGUGAUCGUGUUAAGGGACUUUUGUUUAAAGGUCAAGGAUGGUAGCAUGGUGGCAUUGGUAGGUCCAAGUGGGUCAGGAAAAUCAACAGUGAUAUGGUUGGUACAAAGAUUUUAUGAUCCAAAUGAAGGGAAGGUACUGAUGGGGGGCAUAGAUUUGGUGGAUAUCAAUUUGAAAUGGCUAAGGAAACAAAUAGCUUUGGUGGGUCAGGAGCCUGCUCUCUUUGCUGGAAGCAUAAGGGAGAACAUCGCUUUUGGGAACCCAAAUGCCACAUGGGGUGAGAUUGAAGACGCUGCAAAGGAAGCUUACAUCCACAAAUUUAUUAGUGGUCUCCCUCAAGGCUAUGAAACUCAGGUCGGGGAGAGUGGGGUCCAGCUAUCCGGCGGUCAAAAACAAAGGAUUGCAAUAGCAAGGGCCAUACUGAAGCAGUCAAGGGUGCUGCUUCUAGAUGAAGCAAGCAGCGCUUUGGACUUGGAAUCAGAGAAGCAUGUCCAAGAUGCACUAAAGAGGGUUUCCAAGCAGGCCACAACAAUUAUAAUAGCCCACAGGCUUUCUACUAUUAGGGAAGCCAAUAUGAUAGCUGUUGUCAAAGAUGGUGCGGUUGUGGAGUGUGGCAGCCAUGAUGCACUUUUGGCAUCCCAUCUUGAUGGUGAGUAUGCUAGCUUGGUCCGGGCUGAAAGAGAAGCCAACGCCUUUUCUUGA